Messenger RNA from Sorex fumeus (smoky shrew), 543 nucleotides. RefSeq names its product chromosome unknown C2orf74 homolog (gene DEMA1). The record is from RefSeq and is a predicted model, not a curated record. The transcript is spliced from 4 exons. Lineage: Eukaryota; Metazoa; Chordata; Mammalia; Eulipotyphla; Soricidae. The coding region runs from base 1 to 543 and encodes 180 amino acids.
AUGGGCUUUCUAACCAAAACUCUGAGUAUUCAUACCACUGCAGCCACGUUCUUGGUCAUCAUUUUUAUUUGUGUCAUUUGUAUCAUCCUUUUGACAAUGGUUUUUCUACAAAAAUGUUUCCAAGGCAAUAAAGUAGAAGAGCAAGAAAUAGUUCAUCCUUGCAAUGAUAAAUCUUGUUUGGAUGAGAAGAAUGUUUCAAAAGAGCAAGAAAAGACCAGUAUUAUAAAUGUAAAACAAAUCAUGGACUUGAACAUACCCCCACGGCCUGGCAUUCUUGUCCAGAGACAGAAUAAAGAAGCAGUAUCCCCAGCCUCUGAGAACAAACAGAAUGUAGAGGAGAAGGAAGAGGAUGAUACAGGAGAGAAGAAAGGAGAUAGUACCAAAAAUACUGGAGAGGAUGGUGGUUCGCAAAGCACAAAUUUAGUUACUGACAAAAGGCCUUUGAAAGGAGUGACGUUUUCUAAGGAAGUAAUCGUUGUGGAUCUUGGGAAGAAAAAUCCUGUAUCUCGAACCUAUUCUCGAGAACACAAAGAGAGAAAAUGA